Molecule: messenger RNA, 276 nt
Organism: Chondrus crispus (carragheen)
Lineage: Eukaryota; Rhodophyta; Florideophyceae; Gigartinales; Gigartinaceae
Exons: 1
Coding region: 1-276 (91 amino acids)
Source: RefSeq, a predicted model, not a curated record
AUGGCGCUGCUUCGAUAUCGGCUCACCUCUAUCCACCGGUUUCCUAUAAAAAACCCCAAGCCGCAACAAACAGACCAAAACUAUAACAUCGCAUGGUCUCAAAAAGGAUGGCAAAACAAAAUCUAUCGUAUACUCAUUCUACUCGGCGACAGAAGCGACCUACUAUCGGCGCUCCCUCUCUUGUUCUUUGCGCUAGGGAACACGUUCCAAAACCGCAGCGUCUCAUCACCCGCGCCUGUCACAAUAGUCUCGCCACUUGGCGACAUUGCCAAGUAA